Plutella xylostella (diamondback moth) is the source of this 4657-nucleotide messenger RNA. The record is from RefSeq and is a predicted model, not a curated record. NCBI's taxonomy places the organism in Eukaryota, Metazoa, Arthropoda, Insecta, Lepidoptera, Plutellidae.
GCUGUUUUCAUUGAAUUAACUCAUCAACUAUGGCGGGUUCGUGUUUUUUCCUCAAACUCAAAUACGAAAAGAGUAGAAAUGUGCGCCGUUCGAGCGACGACAUUGACAGCGAUUUGUCGAAUAUUCUCAUUCGCCAUUUUGUGAAUGCUAUGGAACUUUGCGUUAAGUAAUAGGCGAGGCAAUUUAAUACGGCAAGGUUGGCACCAUGGCUGAGAAUGCUCUGGUUGGGAAGACUGAGUUGCAAAGGCAGGAGGUGGCCCGGCCGCUGCACAUCCAGAGGCUGGAGGCCGCCCUGGACGUGAGGCCGUUCGUCAGUCAUGUGGAGAAGAUCCUCAACUCAGCCGGAGACUCCGGCAGUGAAGAUGACUCUGAUGCCAAGUCCACAGGCAAUGAGAUGUCCAAAGGAGACCGCAUAUUACAUGGUGUUGUCACAACUAAGCAAGAACGUCAAAGUGAUCGCCUCAGACUAUUCAACCUAUCCUCAGUGGGGGAGGAGCGAGAGUGGCUACGGAAUGUCCUGCUGUCGUCUGGCUCAGAGUCCAGUAGUGAUGAUGACACCCCCGCAGGCAAAGACCAAAGAAUCAGGAGAUUGUUGAAGGAAAGAGCCCUACACAAUAAACAUGUGAAUGAGUGCUAUAAAGAUCCUGGAAACUCCCGCUACAUGUACUACGGGGCGGGCCUCCUCUCCACAGUCGACCGGUACGGCGAGAGGCGCCUGGCGCGCGCGCCCCGCGGCCGCCGCGGCCGGCCGGCGGAGCGCGGUGCCCGUGGGCACAAGGGCAGGGGCGGCCGGCCUAGGUGUAAGGAGAGGGAGGGGAAAUUGGUGGAUGGUGUUGACUGGGAGGAGCAACUCCAAAAUCUUAAACAGGAGAAUGAUAACGAUGAAUAUGCUAGUUCAGAGAAACCUACUUCUACUAGAGGCCGCAAGAAGCUAUCAACCCUCAAGAGCCCGGAAGCCCUCACAGCCCGGCGCCGCCGCCACUGGCAGCUCCUAGCCAAGAAGGAGCUGGGCAAGGUGCAGAGAGCCCGCGUGGCUGCACACAAGGAGUUGGCGCUACAGAGGAAGAGGUUGGCAGCGCUGUGCUGCAAGCUGCGGCGGCAUGCUGCUAUGCAGUCGCAAAAGAACAUGAAAGAGACAGUGUGGCGGUGCAAGCGUCUCAGCCGCGAGAUGCAGGCGUACUGGCGCCGCUACGACCGAGCGGAGAGAGAGACUAGACGACGCAUGGAGAAAGAGGCCGUGGAGCAGAGAAAGAUGGACGUAGAGCUAAUGGAAGCGAAGCGGCAACGUCGCAAGCUCAACUUCCUCAUAACACAGACGGAGCUAUACGCCCACUUUAUGCAGCGGAAACUGAAUACUGGAGGCGCGGGAGAUGGCGACAACUGUGCCGAGCAGAUACUGAGCCAGUUGGAUGAGGAUGUGGACCCGAGAUUGGCCAAUAUUGACCAGUAUGACAGCCAAGAGAUGAAAGCCCUAGCAUCUCGAAACGCCCGCGAAGCUUUCCGCGCGGACAGACAGAGGACCCAACAACUGGACGCGGCGGCGGGCGCGACGAACAUAGGCGGGGCUAACGGGGACUUCGACCAGCCCAGUCUCUUCCAGGGCACCUUGAAGGGGUACCAGCUGAAGGGCAUGAAUUGGCUCGCUAGUUUGUAUGAUCAGGGCAUAAGCGGCAUCCUAGCGGAUGAGAUGGGCCUCGGCAAGACGGUGCAGUGCAUAGCGUUCCUGUGCCACGCGGCGGAGAGGCUGGGCGUAUGGGGGCCCUUCCUGGUGGUGUCGCCCGCCUCGACACUGCAUAACUGGCAGCAGGAGUGCAAGCGCUUCGUGCCCCAGUUCCGAGUGGUGCCAUACUGGGGCAGUCCGUCCGAACGCAAGAUUCUCCGUCAGUUCUGGGAACGCAAGGACUUGCACACGCAAAACGCAGCCUUCCACGUCGUCAUCACGUCGUAUCAGAUCGUCGUGUCAGAUCUCAAGUACCUGAACCGAGUGUCGUGGCAGUAUAUGAUACUGGAUGAAGCUCAAGCUAUUAAAAGCUCGGCUAGUAUGCGAUGGAAACUGCUGUUGGGGUUCAGCUGUAGGAAUCGACUUUUGUUGUCAGGAACACCCAUACAAAAUAGUAUGGCGGAGCUGUGGGCGCUACUCCACUUCAUAAUGCCGACGCUAUUCGACUCUCACGAAGAAUUCAACGAGUGGUUCUCCAAAGACAUCGAGAGCCACGCGGAGAACAAGAGCACUAUUGACGAGAAACAUCUGUCUCGCUUGCACAUGAUUUUAAAACCGUUCAUGCUGAGAAGAAUAAAGAAAGACGUGGAGAACGAACUAUCAGACAAAAUUGAAAUCAUGGUGCACUGUCCGCUCACCAUUCGACAGAAGCUGCUGUAUAUUGCUCUAAAGAAGAAGAUAAAGAUAGAAGACUUGUUGAAUAUGUCAGUUGGAGGUGAAUCUGGCCACAGCGUGGACAAAACCUUCACGUCGAAUCUCAUGAACUUAGUUAUGCAAUUUAGGAAGGUAUGCAAUCACCCAGAGCUAUUCGAGCGUCGCGAUGUAAAAUCCCCAUUCGCGAUGCAUAUUGACGACUUCCACAUACCGAAGAUAAUCGCCGAAGAAUGCAUCCUCAUCCGCUCCAUACCGUCCAAGCGGCACAUCCUGUAUAACAAACUGUCGGUACUGGCUACGGAGUAUGUUCAUAGGGAGUAUACGGGGUGCUUCAGUUUCACGAGGUUUAUGAAUCUGUCGCCGAUGGAGCUGUAUAGGGUUAUGGUGUGCGGGUGGCUUUUUGCAAUGCAACACAUAGAAGACUGCUUAGACAAAUACGAUAGACUGCGACACAGGCGCCUCUGGUGGCAGAAACAGCGCACUAUGGAAGUGAAACAGGAAAGUGCGAGCGAGACAGAACUAGACCCGAGCUACUAUGAUAGAGUGAAUAGCAAACACAUGCUGUUGGUGUGUCCUGAUGGUGAUACUCUGAUGCAGAGGAAGGAAGAUAGUAUACUGUGGAAAGAUCUGCUGUUCUGUGAUCCGAAUUGGGUUCAAGGAGGUCCAUUCUACGCUCAUUUAGACCACACAAUAAACUACAUGCCAGAGACAAUAGAACACCGCGCGAUACGCACCAAGAAACUAGAUAGUGAACAGCCCGAGAUGCUAACCUCAAUAAAGACGGAGGAGGGCGGCUCGCUCCCGGCGCCGCCUCGGAGCGACGUGUUCCCGCACACGGAGCGAGAGGGAGCGACGCGGAGCGAGCAGCCCGCGCCGCUGCCGCCCUUCUUCUGCACUGCCAUGGUUAAGGCAAUAGCCCCACCUCGCCUGCCAUUCGCCGUCUCCCGGAGCUUCGCGUACCACUUACGACGCCACCAGGACGCGGAGAGUGCGGCGGGCAGCGCCAUGCUGGCCCGCCUGGCGCGCGCGGCGCGACCCCCCGCCGGCUGGACCUGUCUGCAGGUGCCCGAUAAGAACCAGCUAGUCAGCGACGCGGGUAAACUCACAGUUCUGGACUCGCUUCUGAAGAGACUGAAGGAGCGUGGACACAGGGUGCUCAUUUACAGCCAGAUGACCAAGAUGAUUGAUCUUUUAGAGGAAUACAUGUGGCACCGCAAACACAAAUACAUGCGUCUCGACGGCUCCAGCAAGAUCUCCGCUCGUAGAGACAUGGUGGCCGAUUUCCAGGCUCGAGACGACAUCUUCGUGUUCCUGCUGUCCACCAGGGCCGGGGGACUGGGCAUCAACCUCACCGCCGCCGAUACUGUGAUAUUCUACGACUCGGACUGGAACCCCACGGUGGACCAGCAGGCCAUGGACCGGGCCCACCGUUUAGGCCAAACCAAGCAGGUGACGGUCUACCGCCUCAUCUGCCAGGGAACUAUCGAGGAGCGCAUCACACAGCGAGCAAGGGAGAAGAGCGAGAUUCAAAGGAUGGUGAUCAGUGGAGGCAACUUCAAACCAGACACGCUGAAACCAAAGGAAGUUGUUUCAUUACUAUUGGACGACGAAGAAAUUGAACAGAAAUAUAGACAAAAAUCAGAAGAGAAGAAAAUAAUAGAAGAGAGAGAUAGGAAACGAAAACAUGGCUUGUUACCUCCGCAGCCGGCGGUGAUAGAGUCGAAGCGUCCACGCGACUCGGCGUCCGCGCCCGGCAGCCCGCUGCGCGUGGACGACGCCGCGCCGCUGCCCGUCGUACCCGCCUCAUUCUCCCCAUCCAUCGGCCCCCGCGGCGGGGCAAUGCGGCGCGCGCGCGGCGGCGGGCGGCGCGGGCGGCCCCGCGGCUCGAGGCAUCUGUCGCGCCGGGACCGACCUGUCGCCACAGACGCUGCUAGUGCUAGUGAUGGCGCAGCCCUCCUCGACUCCGACGCGCCGCUCGAGAUCAUCGAGCCGUCCGCCCCUCGCGUGCGGCGCGGGCCCGGGCGGCCCCGGCUGGCUCGCGCGGCGGCCUCGCGAGGAAGCAGUGUGUCAAGGAGGCCGCGGCGGCCACGGGAGCCGCUGUUGGUGCCGCUGGCGCCGCCGCCUUAGAUACCUCAAGUGUUGUGAAGAACUGGACCCACCUAGUGCAAUUUGUUAAUAAUUAUAAUAAUUUACUAUUUAACAAUGAAAUGAUCACUAAUGAAGUAUUGUAACAUAAUGUACAAAUCUAUUUAAUAAAGCUAUGCGUGUUUAAGUUUCUAAUAA